Messenger RNA from Lotus japonicus, 14619 nucleotides. RefSeq lists its product as uncharacterized. Bases 4539 to 5624 code for a protein of 361 amino acids. Lineage: Eukaryota; Viridiplantae; Streptophyta; Magnoliopsida; Fabales; Fabaceae. Gene Ontology annotation, molecular function: zinc ion binding; nucleic acid binding. The transcript is spliced from 4 exons. The record is from RefSeq and is a predicted model, not a curated record.
UGGCCCGUGGUGUUCAAUCUUGGCCACUUGAUUUUUUUUUUCCUUUUCACUUUAGAUCUCCUCGCAGUAUUUGCACGUUCGGUUUUCCAUUUCAUGGCUCCUUUCCGUUUUCGUUUUUCGACCCCUUUAGCUUUCUUCCGUUUUCAUCAGCAUCAACAUAAAAGAGAGAGCGAGAAAAAUCGUGGGAGAGGAACUGGCGGAGCUCAAGGCAGAAGAUGGUGGCAUCCCUCUGAAUCAAGAUGGUGGUGUCUUUUCCGUUUCGAUUCACGUUUCUGAAUCAAGUUUCUGUCACCUCCGUUUCCUCGCAAUCUUCUCCGUCGUUGGAUUUGUGAGGUAGUGUGCCUGUGAUGAAUCAACGAGCCUUGACGAGCUCGAGAGCGAUCUUCAGGUAACUGACUUUGAUUGAACCUGUGUUAUCUAGGACUGGAUUUUCGUAGGAUUAUUUUGUGUUUCAAUUCUUCUCUAGGGGGUUUGGCAAUCUAAUCAAUUUUCGUUCAGGCCCAUACUUUAACAGGUAAUUUUGAAUGAAUUCUUACUUUUUCUUUAACGAAUCCACCACUCCUAUGUCCCUCUAUUCCUCUCUUUGAUAGGUUUGGUGAAGGUAAAGAGCAAUUUCUUUAGGAACGAAUAGAGAAGAGAUGGAUGUGACAUGUCGUUGCUUCCACUGUAAAUUGCAAUCUCACCUCAGCUUUCACUCUUCCAUUUCAUCUAUCGGAAAAGUAAUUUCUUUCACUCUAAUCCUUCUCUAUCAAUAGGCAAUUUCCUACCCCUUCACAGCUUUCCCUUUCACUCUCGAAAUCUCCAGAUCCCCUCCUCCCUUCACAGCUUUGAUGUCUGUUCAAAUUCCAGACAGAACCAGACAGAACCAUCAUAGUCACCUCCUCCUUCUUACCUCCAUCAAUAGCCACCUCCUCACCUUUCCAUAUGCACCCUGUCGAGAGCUUCCACCAAGCCGGGCACGGCAGAAGCAACUCCACCGUGCGGUUGUUCCAUGACGCCACUUUGGCCGUUGCCCCAUAGACUUUUCUAGGUAUCUUUCUAGAAGCAACACUUUUGCCAUUUAAGAAAUUCUAUGGAGAUGUCAUUUGUGCUUUAUAAGGAUUGGAUUUUCCCAAGCAAGUACUGAUCACAAAUCUUCUGAAGAGAACGCUAGCGAGGCUUUCUAAAUUGGCUUAUACCUUGAUGAGGAUUUCAGUGUCAUAAGCUUUGCUCUUCUGCUGUGCCGUUUCCCGUUUCUCGAAUUUAUCUGUCUGUAGCCUUUUGUUUUUUGGUGAGUAGAAAGACUUCUUUCCUUCUUUGGUCUACAUAAUCUAUGAAUCAUUGAUACAUGUGUUUCCUUCAUGUAUUCGUAUUCAUAUAGGAUACAAGUUCUCUUCAGGGAUUUUAAUUAGAUCCUUACGACAUGUAUUCAUAUCUUCUUCAUGUUAAUUAGUUCUAUUAUUUCGACGCACUUAAAAAGCCUUAUUUAGUGUAUAGAGGAUAAUAAACUGAGCAAAUUAUGAACAAAAGACCUUUUAUGGUAGCAACAACGAUGUCACUACCCAAUUACUGUCCUGAAAGCUCAUGUGGCCAGUGUAAGUUCGCUGCUCAUAUAUACAUAUAUCUUCAAGAAUUAAGAAAAUCAGCUUUGUUUCUCUUCUUCCGUUUAAAAUAGUCCUGAUAUUUAAUCAUUUUUCAGCUUCUGUUUUGAGCACUAUUAAAUCACUUAAAUGGGAGUUACUGUUAGUAAUAAAGUCACUUUUAAUUAAAGGUUUGACAGUUACAAAAACGAAUGGUCAUGAGUUAUUAUGCAUUAAGUGCGUUUAAGGGUCAUCAUUAUUUGUUAGCUAACCACUACGCAUUAGCUUUAUGUAUAUUUAGUAUUUUUAAUUGAGGAGUAUCAUGUCAUGUAGCAUGUCCAAAUCUACCUUCUCAUGUAGCAUGCACCAAUUGAGGAAAUGAUAAAGUUUCUUUCUGGAUUAAAUGAUGAUUCAUAAGGGAACAUGAAGAACUUCAUUUUUGUCUAUGUGGCUGUGGGCCUAAUGUUCCACUUUAUUUAGCACCAAUUAGUUUGGAUGGGCUACUAAAAUGUUGACAGAAGAAUGAGACUUGAAACACUUCUCACCCCAGGUUGGAAGUAGAAGAAAGCGUAUAUUGUUUUGAUAACUAAAAUAUGUUAUGUGAGCUAUUUACCAAAAGAAACAAAAGAACUCUGCCAUGUAAUAUGCAUCCUCUUACAAUACGACCAUUAGACCCCUUUAUAUAGACUAAACAAAAAUGUUACUAGCAUAAAAAAAAAACAAAAAUGUUACUGAGGACAAGUCUUAUCACAACUUUCUAAAAACUUGAGCCAAUUUUUUUAUAAUUUGAUUCUGAAAGUACCUCAUUUGAUAGAUAAGAGUUUUAGUUUUCAAGUUGAAGAAGUCCACCAGGUUCUAAUAUUAUAAUAUUAGAAGUAAGGUUGUUGAUUCUAUUAAAAUGUAACUCUUUAACCUAACGUUACUAAUUGGCCUUUAUAUGGCGUAGCUAUGGAUGUUGUACAUUGUGAAAGCUUGAGACAUGCUAAUGGCCAUGCUAAUACUGAUCCUGGAAUGACUUAUCAGUCUACUGGAUUUUUUGGAAAUAUAAAUAGCAAUUCAAAUCUGCCUUCUAUUGAUGAUAACUUGGAUAAGCAUCAAAGAUUAUCAUUUUCGUGUCAUUUUUGUAAGAUCAAGGUUUGAUCAGUGGUUGCAUCUUUAUAUUUUGAUGAAUACAAUUAAGGUUUGUGAUGAUGAACAAUUGUGGUACUCUAACGUUUGUCUCUUUUAGAUGUGACAAACAGGUUCUGAAUCUGACUCAAGCCUAUUCAUUCAGAAGAAGAAGAACCAAGGGAUACUAAAAAGAGAGCUCUAAAGCUUACCAUGUUCGUUCAGAACAGUGACAAAUCCUUCAGAAGUUCUGAAGAUGGAAGCUCUCAAGAGGUACUGAAGAACCGGAGUCAGAAGUUCUGAAGACCAGAUGUUCCAGCGGAACGGUCCAGAAGUAGAAGACUCAAGUUCUGAAGACCUGAAAGAAGUUGGCAUCUGAAGACCAAAGCUAUUUUAGCUCUGACGUUCAGAAGUUCUGAGGAACUUGUUCAGAAGCAGAAGUUGCAAGGUCAGAGGAUCCAAGCUUCCGUCUGACUAUGAUCAGAAGCUUCACCAACGUUCAUCUGAAGCACUCUAGAUCUCAAGUCAGCCGGUGAAAGGACAGGUCGCUGUCAUAAUACAAAUCAUACAAGCCUCAGUCUGUCCGCCACCUACCUCGUUCAGCCUAACAGUCUGAUAUUACAAGAUUGCCACUCCAACGGACAAAACCCUAGCAACGACUACAUCAUAUGCCUUGGAGUAUUUAAAGGCUGAAGAAAGAAGAAAGAAGCUAAGAAACUUUGCUGAAAUCAUUCAACUUAUUCAAACCAAUCCCUUAGCAUUAUUUCUUCACUGUUCUUAAACAUCUGAGUUUACUAUUAGCUUUUUAGAAGCAUUUCUUGUAAACCCGAAACCUUUAUAUUUCUUUGUAAAGUUCCUUAAGAGACUAAGGUUGGUCGGAUCUUGAGAUGACUGAAUCAAGGUUGAUUCAGUGUUUAGCUAGUCUUAAGAGGAUCGGUAGAUCAGCUUCUUAAGAGGAUACUAGUGAGAAAAUCAGUGUAUUGUUAGUCACUUAGCAGGUAGCAAAGUGCAGUUGUAACACUAAUUGAUUUUAGUGAAUUGCCUUCAUCAGAAGAAGGAAGAAAUCACCUUCACGGGUGGACUGGAUUAGCUUGAGCUUUUAUCUCAAGUGAACCAGGAUAAAAUACUUGCGUGCUUCACUUAUUAUCCCUCAGCACCUAGUUCUUAUCAUUGAGUUUGAAAAAAGUUCAAAAGUAUAUCCUUUAUUCAAAAACUCUAUUCAAACCCCCCCUUUCUAGUGUUUUUCGCACCUUCAAUUGGCAUCAGAGCUCCGGUUCUGAUUUAAACACCUAACAGUGUUCAGUGAUCCAGAACCUAGUGUGAAAAACAACGAUGGCCCAAGCCAAUACUUCCGCUGACAACAACAACCAACUCAGAGCACCAAUCUUUGAUGGUGAAAAGUUUGAGUACUGGAAAGAUAGAAUAGAGAGUUAUUUCCUUGACACUGACCCAGAUCUUUGGGAUAUGGUCAUGGAAGGCUAUACUGAUCCAGUAGAUGCUUCAGGAGUGAAGAUCCCCCGUUCUGAAAUGACUGACGCUCAGAAGAAUCGUUUCAAGGAUCAUCACAAGGCGAAGUCUAUGCUAUUCAGUUCAAUAUCAUAUAUUGAAUAUGAGAAGAUCUCUGACAAAGAAACAGCAAAAUCCAUCUAUGACUCCUUAGUCAUCACGCAUGAAGGAAAUGAAGAGGUUAAGGAGACCAAGGCUCUUGCUCUCAUACAACAAUAUGAGCAGUUUAAGAUUGAAUCUGGAGAAACCAUUGAAGAGAUGUACUCAAGGUUUCGAACUCUGAUUGCUGGAAUCAGAGUGCUAAACAAGGGCUACUCUACUGGUGAUCAUGUCAAAAAGAUCAUCAGAAGUUUGCCUAAGGAGUGAAUGACUUUUGUCACUGCACUGAAACUCUCCAGGAAUCUGAACUCGUUGAAGUUAGAAGAGCUCGUGAGUCAUCUCAGAAGCCAUGAGAUUGAACUCAAAGAGCGCAAGCCUCAAAAGAAAGACAUAUCUAUUGCUCUUAAGUCAAAAUCUGACAAAGCGAAAGCUUAUCAGGCAGAAGAGGAAGAUUCUUCUGAAGAGCUAUCAGAUGCGUCUGGUGAUGAAGAGCUAUCUUUUUUCACAAAGAGAUUAAGCAAACUCUGGAAGAACAGACAUAGCAAAGGCAAAGGACCAAAGAAAAGUUCAGAAAGAUUUGAAUCUUCAUCUGGUCAGAAGAAGUCAUAUGGAAAGGAAGUCACUUGCUUCGAUUGCAAGGAAUAUGGGCACUACAAGAGUGACUGUCCCAAGCUAAAGAAGGACAAGAGACCAAGAAAAGUCUUCAAGAAGAAAGCUCUCGUGACCUUUGAUGCGACUGACUCUGAUGAAGCUGAGUCAGAAGAAGAUGAAGCUGUGGAAGCUCUGAUGGCUACCACCAGCAGAGGUGCUGAAGCUUCAGAAGAUGACUCAGACUCUGAGAAUGACGAUGAGGUAUUCUCUAAUUUUUCUCCAUCUGAGCUAAGAACUGCAUUAUCUGAAAUAAUGGAGAAACAUGAUGUUCUGUUAAAUAAACAUAAAGAGCUUAAAAGAAAAUAUGCUGUUAAAACCAGUUCAUCAGAAGUUCAUGAGAAGUCAGUCUCUGAACUCAUAGAAGAGAACUAUUCUCUUAAAAUAUACAACUCUGUUCUUCGUGCUAAAAAUGCCAUGCUAGAAGAUCAACUUGCAUCAUCUGAUGUUAAGCAUGAGACAUUAUAUGAGAAAGCGUUUCAAAGGUUCCUAGCCAAGGGCAUAGACAGAAGUCUUAUGGCUUCAAUGAUCUAUGGCAUAAGCAGAAAUGAGAACAGUGGCCUUGGCUACUCUCAAUCCAUGAGAGAUGAGUCAUCUAAGCCCAAACGCGAACCAUUCCAUAAGGAUUUCGUUCCCGCCGGCACUGUCAUUCCAGAAAAGGUUACACCAAAGGUGGUAAAACCAAAGGGAAAAUUUAAAACUUGACAUGUCUAAAUAUUAUAAUCAGGUUCCUCUAUAUUAUCCUCCUGUUGCACCCAAAGUUCCAAGAACUUCUGGGAAAACUAACAAGAAAGGACCCAAGAUAUGGGUACCUAAGACAAAAAUUAUUCCUGUUGCAGACAUAUUAUGCAGCUCAGUUAAGACACCUGUCAUGGUACCUGGACAGUAGAUGCUCGCGACACAUGACAGACAUAAAGUCUAUAUUCCAAAAGCUGGUACCGCUUAAGUCAGGAGGAGACGUUGGCUUUGGAGGAAACCAGAUGGGAAAAAUGAUUGGAAAAUGUUUCAUAGGAGAUGGAAAAAUUCCAGUUAUUAAUGAUGUACUUCUGGUUUAAGGUUUAUUGCAUAACUUGCUCACCAUAAGCCAAAUAGUUGACAAAGGUUAUGAUGUGAUCUUCAAUCAAACCUGCUGCAAAGCUGUCAGUCAAACAGAUAGAUCUGUUCUGUUUUCUGGGAAGAGAAGAAAUGAUAUUUACAAAAUCAAAUCCUCUGAACUGCUAUCUCAGAAGGUCAAGUGUCUCAUGUCAGUUAAUGAUGAGCAAUGGAUCUGGCACAGACGCCUAGGGCAUAGCAGCCUCAGGAAGAUCUCUCAACUCAGCAAGCUAAACCUCGUCAGAGGAUUGCCUCGUCUGAAGUAUUCAUCAGAGGCUCUGUGUGAAGCUUGUUAGAAGGGAAAAUUCACCAAGAAGCCCUUUAAAGCAAAGAAUGUGGUAUCUACAACAAGACCCCUUGAGCUACUUCACAUUAAUCUCUUUGAACCAGUGAAAACUGAAUCCAUUGGAGGAAAGAAGUAUGGGUUAGUUAUUGUAGAUGACUACAACAGGUGGACAUGGGUAAAGUUCCUAAGGCACAAAGAUGAAACACACACUAUGUUUACCAACUUCAUUAUCCAAGUUCAGAAGGAGUUCCAAACUUCAGUGAUUACUGUCAGAAGUGAUCAUGGUGGAGAAUUUGAGAACAAAGCUUUUGAAGAAUUGUUCAACUCCCAAGGAAUCUCUCACAACUUUUCCUGUCCUCGCACUCCUCAACAAAAUGGAGUUGUUGAAAGAAAGAACAGAACUCUUCAGGAGAUGGCUCGCACCAUGAUACAAGAAUCAAGUAUGGCUAAGCACUUCUGGGCAGAAGCAAUCAACACUGCAUGCUAUAUCCAGAACAGAAUCUCCGUUAGACCAAUUCUGGAGAAGACUCCUUAUGAGCUAUGCAAAGGACGAUAACCUGAUAUCUCUUACUUCCAUCCAUUUGGAAGUACUUGCUACAUGCUCAACACUAAGGAGCAAUUGGGUAAAUUCGAUUCUAAAGCUUUAAAAUGCUAUUUUUUUGGUUAUUCUGAAAGAUCUAAAGGUUUUAGAACUUAACCCACUGGUUAAACUUCUGUGGUAGGCAACAAUACACGUGUCACUUCAUUUGUGACAUAGUUCCUUGAGUCGCGUGGUGUAUCUGCUAUAAUUAUGAUGCCUACUCUCCUCCACUAUGCUAUUUUCAUACUAGCUAUUUUACAACCGUUGAUCUUGCCUUUAUUUUUUUUGUGUCUUACCAUUAAACCGACUAUACACACUUUUCAAACACGAUCUUCCACACACUUACACAGACGGUUUUCAAACUCUUUGUGUGCAUUGCAUGUAAGAUCAAGUUUUGAUCUAGUAGUACAACUCUAUGUUUUGAUGAUUACAAGUUAACCUUUUGAUAUGAACAAUUGUGGUACUCUUACGUGUUUUUCUGAGUGUGCUAUUUACAGGCUCUGACCUUAACUCAAUCUCACACAAAUCAGAAUCACUGUGUAUAAAGAGCGACCCAAGCAACGCUUUCGCAUUCACCAUGUUCAGUAUGAACAGUGGAAAAGCUUCAGAAGUUCUGAAGUUAUACAAACUCUGAUGUGGACUCAGUCACUAGAAGUUCUGAAGAUCCAGAAAGUCUGAUAACCAAGAAACACUGAAGGCUCAGAUAUUCUGAUGGUGUAGAAGACUCUGAAGAUCCAGAAGCUGAUUAGUGAAAUUCUGAUGUCCAGAAGCAAGAUACUCUGAAGACCAUGUACUUCCCUCUGAGUUCAGAAUCAGAAGAAACAAUGGUCAGAGGAUCUGGGCUUUCCCUCUGACUCUGAUCAACCGGCUUCACAAGUUCCAACAUGAAGCUUUCUCCUGAUCAGAAGUCUCCUAGGUUUAAAGGUCAAGUCGCUAUCCAAGUACAAAAGCAACUGUACCUUCCUGACGACCUACCUAACAGUCUCAGACACAGCAGAAGCUAGAUUUUUCAGAACUGCCCUCCAACGGUAGCAUUUCCCAUGCAACGCUCAACCCUAAUCCUUGGAGUAUAUAAAGAGGCUGAAGACUGAAAGAAGCGGCUAGAAGCAUUCACAUACGCGUAAGACAAAUUCAAAUUCUUCUAAGCUUUCUUUCAUCUGAAAUUCAUUGAGUUUACUAUUAGCUUUUUAGAAGCAAAUCUCUUGUAAACAAUUCUUUGAUAAACAGUUUGUUUAGUUCCUUUAGGAGAUCAAGGUUGAUCGGAUCCUGGAGAAGACUAAGAGAGUGAAUCUUAGUGUGAGCUAAGUCAGUGUAAUUGUUAGUCACUUGUAGGUUUCAAGUGCAGUUGUAACUCUUACCUGAUUAGUGGAUUGCCUUCAUUCUAAGAAGGAAGAAAUCACCUUAACGGGUGGACUGGAGUAGCUUGAGUGAUUUAUCAAGUGAACCAGGAUAAAAUCCUUGUGUGCUUUUCUAUCUCUUAUCUUUAGCACUUAAGUUCUCGAAAGAUUUGUCAAAAUCUUUAAGGUGGAAGCUUUAUCUUGAAAACGUUAUUCAAACCCCCCCUUUCUACCGUUUUUCAUACCUUCAUUGCAUUCAUUCAUACUCCUCUCUCCAAUAUUCCCUUCUCUCUGAACCCUAAACCUCACUACCUGAGAAUAAUGGGCAAAUCAAGGAAAUCAAGAGCACGUGUUACUACUUCUUCCAAACCAACUGCCGAAGACCAAGAAACUCAGAGAUUUGAAGAAGCACAACAAAUUCUGAACACACCCAAUGUUGUUACCUGCGUCAAGAAAGCUGAAGAACUGGUUGUGUGCAACGAAGCGAGAGUGGACUUCGACAACCUGGCUGAUCAUGGGUUUGAUAUCAGGGAUCAAGUCAACUUGCAAUGGUGGUCUGGCUACUUUGAUAGGCUCUGUGGUCCGAUUUACUACAAACUGGUUGUAGAAUUCUGAAAAAACGCAGUUUGCAACGACUACUAUGUCGUCUCUCAUGUGCUGGACAAGAAGAUUGUGAUUUCAAAAGAGUCCAUUGCAAAGCUGCUGGGUAUGGAGUUCUAGCAAGGAAAAAAGAUCAAAAACAUUGAUGCUAAUGUUCCUGGGAUGAGGAACUUAGUCAAUAAGGAGAUUUAUGACAAUUGGUCUCUGGAGAGGACCACGUAUAACAUAAAGGAUUUGAAGCCAAACAUGAAGAUUUGGCAGAAGAUUUUCAUAUCCUGCAUUCACCCCAGAACCGGUGGAACUGAUUACCUUAAUGCAACUCAAAAGGUAAUCAUGUACUAUAUUUCUAAGGGUGAGCCUAUAUGUCUGCCGUUUCUGCUUUUCAACUAUUUGAAGGAAUGUGUUGAGAAGUCAAGGACCACAACUACUGAGAACAAGAGGUCAAUUUCUUACAUUCCUUAUGAAAGGUUGCUUUCAGACAUCUUCAUCCAGAAUAAACUAGUCAAGACCUUGGACUUCAUGAAGAUCUGGCCAUGUCCAUUGGCGAUGCUCUCAAUGGGACCAAGCUGAAAAGAAUGCAAAUCAUUGAGAAAGUCCAAGUUGAGCCUACAGAAGAUACAUUUGAAGAGGUUCGUCAGAAGAACUACCCUAUUGAUGACUAUCCUCUCGGGUCCAAGAAGGACAAUCCAGCAAGCAUUCUGGAAUAUGUAAGAAUGCUCAGAAGCAAUGGAGAUAAAUCACUCUUGAAGAGUUUGUCAGGACUCUUCCUGACAGUCCUCCUGAAAUGCCAACAAGGAGAGCCAAGAGAACAAUUAGCAAGCCUUCAGAUCCCAAAGGCAAAGGGAUUCUGAUAGAGAAGACCAAGAAAAUAAAAGCAGCAUCAAAGUCUGUAGUCAUCAGGGAACCAGUUCCAGAACCCUCUCCUGAAAGAACUCCAGAAGAGUCAUAUGAGGAAUCUCAAUCUGAUGAUUCUGAGAGCUCUAUGGAUUCUCCCUCUGGAACCCAAGAAGAAGAAGUUCCACCUAGAAAGAAUGUCAAGAGGAAAGCAAUUAUUGAAGAAUCAUCUGAUGAGGAAACCAAAGAUGAUGUUCCUCUGGUAAAAAGGCAAAGAACUCAAACAGCUCAAGUUGAAGAAGAAGUUGAGCAGGAUGACUGUGAGAUCAUUGAAAAUGUGCUCCCAAGUCAUAAGGGAAUCAGCAGAAGCUGAAGAAUCCACUGAUUCAGAUGUCGAGCCCAUAGGGAAGAGGCUGAAACUGCCUCUGAAGGGUCCACUUCAGAUGAAGGAGUCAGGACCAAAGCAAGCAUCUGAAAAGAUCUCAAAAGUACAAAGAGAAAGGAGAUCAAAGACAGCUUCAGAUCCUGCAAGGACUGCUAGACCCACCAGAUCCACCUUUCUCAGAGAAUCAAGUAAGGAACUUACUAAAAGCAUUAAUUUAGAUUCUGCUUUCAAACAGAACCUCAAACACAAGCUUUCUCUCAAGCUGAAACACAAGCCCCCCAAUCAAACAUCCAAACAGCUACCACUACCAUUCCAUCCAUGCAAAUUCAAACCUCUUCCACAUCCACCACAACUGAACCUGUACCUUCUUUCAAUUCUUUCAUUCAAGGUAUCGUUCAAAGUGAGGCUACCCUGAGAAAUUUGGUUCAACAUUUCACUCCCAAGCUUCCAUCCACUUCAAAAACCCUCCUGUUAACUCAAACUGGUGAGAUCCCUGCUGAGGAAGAAAAAGAGGAUGAUGAUGUUCAGAUCCUUGAACCUCCUUUCAAUGUGAAGCAUAUUCAACAAGUAGCUUCCAACUUUGAAGAUCAACUCCAAGAUGCUGCUGAAACUUCCUAUGUAUCCUUGUCCAACUAUUCUGCAGUAAACUCACGAGAUCUGAGUUUUACCUCACCUGAGAAGACUGCUACCUCCAGGCAAAGGCAAGUAACGAUCUCUGAAGCUGAGCAUAUGGAUGAAUCUGACCAUUCAGGAAUAGAGAAGAACCAUAAGAUUGAUUCUACUCCUUUAGGACAACCCAGAACUAAUAGUUCCAAUGCUUCAAGCUCAAAUGCAACCAGAACUCCUCUGCCUGUCCUGACCUUGGCAACCUCCUUCCGACCUCAAAAUCUGAAGAGGCAACCAGAAGAUUGCAAUGGUUAUAUCAGGUAACUGAUAAUCAGUUUGAUGCCUCCUUAGUUGAUGGUCUGUGGCCUGCCUUCGGAAGAUGGUCAGAAAGCAUAGCUUAUGAAUUUCAGAAGCAGCUUAGCAGUGAGAAACGUCUGAGAGUUCAUGAUGCGUCUAAGAGAGCUUAUGAGCAAAGGUAGAGAGUGCUGCACAGGGUUUGUGAAUCUUUGAGAAGAGCUAUGGCUGAAAGAAACUAUGUUGUCUCUGAAUGUACCUCAGAAGAUGCUGAGAUGAUUCCAGCAGAGGUUGCAGAAGACAGCUCUGACGGAAUAGUUAUUCUGGAAGAUGCAGAUGUUAAUGAAGUUGAGAAGCAAGUGCCAAUUCAAGUUGAUGCUGAAAUUCCAUCAGAGGCAGAAGUCCCUACCCCCGCUCAAGCUCCAGAACCUUCUCCUCAUCCAGAAGUUGCUACUCUUGCUGCCAUGAUUGACAGAAUUCAAGAUGAUCAACAGAGAUUGUUUCAGAUGGUUGAGCAACAAGGACUUGUUCAGAGUGAACAAAGUAGGCAGAUUUUAGCAGAAUGGAAGCUAUGAUGAAGUAUCUGAUCGAGAAUCUUCCCUCUUAAUCAAAGCCUUGAACCCCUCUCAUCUAUCUUGCAUGCAUUUGUUUUAAUUGUUUUAGGUGUGGUUCAGAAGUGUCAACCAGAGGAUUGGGCGAUCUAACCGAAGAGUGGUUAGACACAGAUUGUUCUGGGUCUGGUUGAACUGGCUCUUGUUGGACAGGGUCAGGUUGAGCUUGUUGAGCCAAAGGGCCUGCCUCAUGUAAAGGAUUGGCCAAGAUAGGUUCAUCUAGGUCAACUAGACGUUCAGGUCUAGGGCCAGGAUAUCUCCUAGGGCUUGGACAGGUGAGGUAAUACUCUUCUAAGGUAGACACCUUUUCUUUUCUGACCUCCAUGAAUUCACGAAUGGAUUCAGAGUUGUUGGAAGGGGAGGAGUCAGCCACAUUGGUUGGGAAUGAUACAGGGGUAUAGACACUGGAAGAAUCUGUAUCAGUGGUUCUGACAACAGGACGUGCUGAUGCUCUGGGAACAGAGUGAUCAAACGUUCUGGGUUCAGGUUCUAGUUGAACAGGAAUUGUGAGUUCAGGUUCAAGGGUAAGGGGUUCAGAUUCUGGAUUGUAUUGAAUGGUGAUAGGUGAGGUUGGAUCAGAGGGUCCGGUAGGUUGGUUCUGAAGCAUAUUCCAGAGAGGUGCUUCGUUUGGAGAAGGUUGGAAAAAUGAAGACGGGGGUGAAUUGGGUUGAGAGAUGGUUUGUGCAGCUGGUUGGGAUUCAGGAAUGGGAGUGAGUGGGUUUGUGGAUCGUUUGAGCAUAGCAGAGAUGGGGAGUGCAUCAAAUGAAUUCAAAUCACCAUCAGAAUCAACAACAGACUUACUUGAUGAUUGUGCUGAUGACCUAGUCACUCUGGAAGGAGUUUCAAUCCUUCUGACCACUUGAGCAGCUGGUUCCACCCUUGUAGGCUUCACCACAAGUCUGACUUGUUUCUUCUUCUUCUUGGGAGGAGAAGGACCACCAUCAUUAUCACCAUCAUUACCUUCAUCUGGCUUGCUGGUUUUAUCAUGUUUCCUCUUUGGCUGGUCAGCCUUCUUCUUCUUUGUCAGAGGGACAUCAGAUUCCUCAGAGGAUUCUUCUAAGACCAUCUUCCUCUGGGCUUUCCUCUUGGGAGGAGAGUCAAAAUCUGGAGCAGGCGGCAGUCUUCUGAAGAAUUCAUCUAAAUCAAUCUCAAAGCCUUGAGCCCUUAGGUCUUCAACAUAGCACCUAAUAGCUUCAGGGUUGUCUGCCUGUGUCCACAGAGGAUAGUCAUUCAGAGGGACUCGUCUUUUUCUGAUUUCAGAAGAUGUGUCUUCAUGAGCUGGGGCAAUUUUCUGCUGGACUAAACCCAUCUUCUUCAGAGAAUUGGCAGUGAAGACAUCACUGACAAUGGUGGUCAAAUCCUCUACACAUCCAGCAUUGACCAGAUCUUGCACAAGGUUGCUCUCAAUGAAGAGAUCUGAUAGCAACCUCCCAAAAGGGAUAUACUUGAUUGCUAACUUGAUGGAGGCAGUAGUUCUGGACUUCUUAAUACACUCCUUCAAGUAAGAGAACAGCAAGUAGGGAAGGCAGAUCUUCUGCUUGUCUUGGAUGAAAAACAACAUCGCCUUCUGGUUGAAGUUGAUGUAAUCUGAGGAACUGCCCUUUGGCCUCUGGUUGAUACAGUGCAGCAGAAUUUUGUGCCAUAUUCUGAGCUUGGGAUGAAGAUCACCACCUUGUAAUCAGUUUUGCCCGGUUUGUAUGUGGUGUAUAGGGCCUUGUUGGUCUCAUCCUUCGUUUUGGGUUUCAGCUUCGAUUCAGUGAGUUGGAAUCGAUACCCACGUGCAGUCUCUGCACCCAGCAGAUUCACGAAUGAUUUCUCAGUAAUUAUGAUCCUCCUACCAGCAAUGUGGGAGACCACCUGAGUGUCAUCGCAGUCAGCAUGUUUCCAGAAUUCUUUAACCAAUUUGUCGUACACCGGUCCUCGAAGCCUGUUGAAGUAAUUUUCCCAGCCUUGAACACGGACUUCAGGACGGAGAUCAUACCCAUUUGCAGCAAGAUUGUCGAGGUCGAAUCUCCACUCUGCCAGUACUUGAAGUUCUUCAGGAGCGUACACACAAUGAACGGCACAGCCCCGUUCUGCAAUCGGAACUACUUGCUCUAGACCUUGACCUUGAGCAGGAGCUUCAGGACCCAAUUGGCAUGUAGCUUGACCUACUACUGUAACGCCCCGAUUUCUCGAGCGUUACACAGUAACUAAUUAACCAAUUUUCGUAAAGAAUUUUCGCUGAUUCAUAACAUAACCAUAAACAGCGGGUUAAAGAAAUACGUUUUGCAUUAAACUCAUAAAAGGAUAAAACAUCAACCGUUAUAAAAUCAACUGUAAGUAAAUAAAGAAAACCGUGUCCACACCCACGUAUGGAAAAACCACGGCGGAAGUAAAUAGUUUACAUCAGUUACUCAAGUUCUCAUAAAACUCAACAAAAUAAAAUGAAGUUCCAAAAGAACGCUCGCUCAUCAAGUCUCAGCCUCCAGCGAGGCACGAACGUCGUUGUCGUUGACGCCAUCUACCCUCCCCCCAAAUAAACACAUAGCAAACAAGAAAGGGUCAGAUCUAAAAGAAAACACAUAAUACGAUAGAUAUAAUGAAACAACUUCCACACUUUUAAAAAAAAAUAAUUAUCUCUUUUACAUUAGGGUUUAAGAUGUUAGUUAGUCAUCUAUCGGUUCCUCACUUCACACAACCCACCAAAUCUUCCAUGGCCAUCUUCGUGCUUCCGCAGAGGCACGGUUAUCACGGUGACUGCAGUCAACCAAAUCACGUGGAGCCGCAAUGAUCCACAAAGUUCACGGUGACCGCAGUCAAUGAUGACCCUAGUUUAGUAGUGUUUUUAGGGUCAUUUCUUAGUUUGUUUUGAGUCUUUUUGUUGAGUCUCAUGUAGUGUUUCAUGCAUUCUCAUGCAUUUUUAUCUUUAUUUGUGUUUUUACUUUGUUUUGGUGAUUUUGUAGUUUUAUAGGGACUUUUCUAGCAUUUUAAGUAAGUUUAGGACUUGCAUGAUUUUCUUAUGUUAUUUGAAGGUUCUCCUUGCUAAUUAACUCUUUGAAGCUUCUAGAUAUCUCUUUUACUUUGUGCCUAAGU